AUGAGUUCAGACCAGGAAAUGGCCAUUUUUGGGGAGGCAGCUCCGUACCUCCGAAAGUCUGAAAAGGAGCGCAUUGAGGCCCAGAAUAGGCCCUUUGAUGCCAAGACAUCUGUCUUUGUGGCGGAGCCCAAAGAAUCCUUUGUGAAAGGGACCAUCCAGAGCAGAGAAGGAGGGAAAGUGACGGUGAAGACCGAAGCUGGAGCGACUCUGACAGUGAAAGAUGAUCAAGUCUUCCCCAUGAACCCUCCCAAGUAUGACAAGAUCGAGGACAUGGCCAUGAUGACCCACCUGCACGAGCCCGCUGUUCUGUACAACCUCAAAGAGCGUUAUGCGGCCUGGAUGAUCUACACCUACUCGGGCCUCUUCUGUGUCACCGUGAACCCCUACAAGUGGCUGCCGGUGUACAACCCCGAGGUGGUGGGCGCCUACCGAGGCAAGAAGCGUCAGGAGGCCCCGCCCCACAUCUUCUCCAUCUCCGACAACGCCUAUCAGUUCAUGCUGACGGACCGAGAGAAUCAGUCAAUCCUGAUCACCGGAGAAUCUGGUGCUGGGAAGACUGUGAACACCAAGCGUGUCAUCCAGUACUUUGCAACAAUUGCAGUCACUGGGGACAAGAAGAAGGAGGAAGCUACCUCUGGCAAAAUGCAGGGGACCCUUGAAGAUCAAAUCAUCAGCGCCAACCCCCUACUGGAGGCCUUUGGCAACGCCAAGACCGUGAGGAAUGACAACUCCUCUCGCUUUGGUAAAUUCAUCAGAAUCCACUUUGGCACCACAGGGAAGCUGGCUUCUGCUGAUAUUGAAACAUAUCUGCUAGAGAAGUCUAGAGUUACUUUCCAGCUUAAGGCGGAAAGGAGCUAUCAUAUUUUUUAUCAGAUCACAUCGAACAAGAAACCAGAACUAAUUGAAAUGCUUCUGAUCACCACCAACCCAUAUGACUACCCAUUUGUCAGUCAAGGGGAGAUCAGUGUGGCUAGCAUUGAUGAUCAAGAAGAGCUGAUGGCAACAGAUAGUGCUAUUGAUAUUUUGGGCUUCACUAGUGAAGAGAAAGUCUCCAUCUACAAGCUCACAGGGGCUGUGAUGCAUUAUGGGAACUUGAAGUUCAAGCAGAAGCAGCGGGAGGAGCAGGCUGAGCCAGAUGGCACUGAAGUUGCUGACAAGGCGGCCUAUCUCCAGAAUCUGAACUCUGCUGACCUGCUCAAAGCCCUCUGCUACCCCAGGGUCAAGGUCGGCAAUGAGUACGUCACCAAAGGCCAGACUGUAGAGCAGGUGACCAACGCUGUGGGAGCUCUGGCCAAAGCCAUCUAUGAGAAGAUGUUCCUGUGGAUGGUCACCCGCAUCAACCAGCAGCUGGACACCAAACAGCCCAGACAGUACUUCAUCGGGGUCUUGGACAUCGCCGGCUUUGAGAUCUUUGAUUUCAACAGCCUGGAGCAGCUGUGCAUCAACUUCACCAACGAGAAGCUGCAACAGUUCUUCAACCACCACAUGUUCGUGCUGGAGCAGGAGGAGUACAAGAAGGAGGGCAUCGAGUGGACCUUCAUCGACUUCGGGAUGGACCUGGCUGCCUGCAUUGAGCUCAUCGAGAAGCCCAUGGGCAUCUUCUCUAUCCUGGAAGAGGAGUGCAUGUUCCCCAAGGCCACAGACACCUCCUUCAAGAACAAGCUAUACGAACAGCAUCUUGGAAAGUCGGCCAACUUCCAGAAGCCCAAGGUUGUCAAAGGCAAGGCUGAGGCGCACUUCUCUCUGAUCCACUACGCCGGCACCGUGGACUACAACAUUGGUGGCUGGCUGGACAAGAACAAGGACCCCUUGAACGAGACCGUGGUCGGGCUGUACCAGAAGUCUGCAAUGAAGACUCUGGCUCUCCUCUUUGCUGGGGGACAAACUGCCGAAGGAGAGGCAAGUGGUGGUCCCAAGAAAGGUGGCAAGAAGAAGGGUUCUUCUUUCCAGACUGUGUCUGCCCUUUUCAGAGAGAAUUUGAACAAACUGAUGACCAACCUCAGGAGUACCCAUCCUCAUUUUGUGCGCUGUAUCAUCCCCAAUGAAACAAAAACUCCCGGGGCCAUGGAGCAUGAACUUGUCCUGCACCAGCUGCGGUGUAACGGUGUGCUAGAAGGGAUCCGCAUCUGCAGGAAGGGGUUCCCAAGCAGGAUCCUUUAUGCAGAUUUCAAACAGAGAUACAAGGUAUUAAAUGCAAGUGCUAUCCCCGAAGGACAGUUCAUUGACAGCAAGAAGGCUUCUGAGAAGCUCCUUGCAUCCAUCGACAUUGACCACACCCAGUAUAAAUUUGGUCACACCAAGGUCUUUUUCAAAGCUGGUCUUCUGGGGCUCCUAGAGGAGAUGCGAGAUGACAAGUUGGCCCAGCUGAUAACUAGAACCCAGGCCAGGUGCAGAGGGUUCUUGGCAAGAGUGGAGUACCAGAAGAUGGUAGAGAGAAGGGAGUCCAUCUUCUGCAUCCAGUACAACAUCCGCGCCUUCAUGAACGUCAAGCACUGGCCCUGGAUGAAGCUCUUCUUCAAGAUCAAGCCUCUCCUCAAGAGCGCAGAGACCGAGAAGGAGAUGGCCACCAUGAAGGAAGAGUUUCAGAAAACCAAAGACGAGCUCGCCAAGUCAGAGGCCAAAAGGAAGGAACUGGAGGAAAAAAUGGUGACUCUCUUGAAAGAGAAAAAUGACCUGCAGCUCCAGGUUCAGGCUGUAAGUAGUGGAGUCAUGAUCGAUGACCUCGCCAGUAACAUGGAGACGGUCUCCAAAGCCAAGGGAAACCUCGAGAAAACAUGCCGCACCCUGGAGGACCAGCUUAGUGAAGUGAAAACGAAGGAAGAGGAACAGCAACGCCUCAUCAAUGAGUUGUCAGCCCAGAAGGCUCGUUUACACACAGAAUCAGGUGAAUUUUCACGACAGCUAGAUGAGAAAGAAGCUCUGGUGUCUCAGCUAUCACGAGGCAAACAAGCAUUUACACAACAGAUUGAGGAAUUAAAGAGGCAGCUGGAAGAGGAGUCUAAGGCCAAGAACGCCCUGGCCCACGCCCUGCAGUCCUCCCGCCACGACUGUGACCUGCUGCGGGAACAGUAUGAGGAGGAGCAGGAAUCCAAGGCCGAGCUGCAGAGGGCGCUGUCCAAGGCUAACAGCGAGGUGGCCCAGUGGAGGACCAAAUACGAGACGGACGCCAUCCAGCGCACGGAGGAGCUAGAGGAGGCCAAGAAGAAGCUGGCCCAGCGUCUGCAGGAUGCUGAGGAACAUGUGGAGGCCGUGAAUUCCAAAUGUGCUUCCCUCGAAAAGACGAAGCAGAGGCUCCAGAAUGAGGUAGAGGACCUCAUGCUGGACGUGGAGAGAUCUAACGCCGCCUGCGCCGCCCUGGACAAGAAGCAGAGGAACUUUGACAAGGUCCUGGCAGAGGGGAAACAGAAGCAUGAGGAAACUCAGGCUGAACUUGAGGCCUCCCAGAAGGAGGCCCGCGCACUCAGCACUGAGCUGUUCAAGGUCAAGAACGCCUAUGAGGAAUCCCUGGAUCACCUGGAAACCCUGAAGCGAGAGAACAAGAACUUACAGCAGGAGAUUUCAGACCUGACGGAGCAGAUUGCAGAGGGGGGAAAGCAUAUCCAUGAAUUGGAGAAAGUGAAGAAACAGGUAGAUCAAGAGAAGAGUGAACUGCAGGCUGCUCUGGAGGAAGCAGAGGGAUCUCUUGAGCACGAAGAAGGCAAAAUCCUUCGCAUCCAGCUUGAGUUAAACCAGGUGAAAUCUGAGAUUGACCGGAAAAUUGCUGAAAAAGAUGAAGAAAUCGAUCAGCUAAAAAGAAACCACAUCAGAGUGGUGGAGUCAAUGCAGAGCACCCUGGAUGCUGAGAUCAGGAGCAGGAAUGAUGCCCUAAGGAUCAAGAAGAAAAUGGAGGGAGACCUCAAUGAGAUGGAAAUCCAGCUGAACCACGCCAACCGCCAGGCUGCAGAGGCAAUAAGGAAUCUUAGAAACACACAAGGAAUACUGAAGGACACUCAGCUACAUUUGGACGAUGCCAUCAGAGGCCAAGAUGACCUUAAAGAACAGCUGGCCAUGGUGGAGCGCAGAGCCAACCUGCUGCAGGCUGAGACUGAAGAGCUAAGGGCAUCCUUGGAGCAGACCGAGAGGAGCAAGAAGGUGGCAGAGCAAGAGCUUCUGGAUGCCAGUGAGCGUGUGCAACUCUUGCACACCCAGAACACCAGCCUGAUCAACACCAAGAAGAAGCUGGAGACAGACAUUUCCCAGAUCCAGGGAGAGAUGGAGGAAAUUGUCCAGGAAGCCCGCAACGCAGAGGAGAAGGCCAAGAAGGCCAUCACUGAUGCGGCCAUGAUGGCCGAGGAGCUGAAGAAGGAGCAGGACACCAGCGCCCACCUGGAGCGCAUGAAGAAGAACCUGGAGCAGACGGUGAAGGACCUGCAGCACCGUCUGGACGAGGCUGAGCAGCUGGCCCUGAAGGGCGGGAAGAAGCAGAUCCAGAAGCUGGAGGCCAGGGUGAGGGAACUUGAAAAUGAGGUUGAAAAUGAGCAGAAGCGCAACGUCGAGGCUGUCAAGGGUCUUCGCAAACAUGAGAGGAGAGUGAGGGAACUCACUUACCAGACUGAGGAGGAUCGCAAGAACAUUCUUAGGCUGCAGGACUUGGUGGACAAAUUACAAACCAAAGUUAAAGCUUAUAAGAGACAAGCUGAAGAGGCUGAGGAACAAUCCAAUGUCAACCUUGCCAAGUUUCGCAAGAUCCAGCACGAGCUGGAGGAGGCCGAGGAACGGGCUGACAUUGCUGAGUCCCAGGUCAACAAGCUGCGGGUGAAGAGCCGGGAGGUUCACACGAAAGUCAUAAGUGAAGAGUAA
Messenger RNA from Callorhinus ursinus (northern fur seal), 4839 nucleotides. Lineage: Eukaryota; Metazoa; Chordata; Mammalia; Carnivora; Otariidae. The record is from RefSeq and is a predicted model, not a curated record.